Molecule: messenger RNA, 963 nt
Organism: Daldinia caldariorum
Lineage: Eukaryota; Fungi; Ascomycota; Sordariomycetes; Xylariales; Hypoxylaceae
Exons: 1
Coding region: 1-930 (309 amino acids)
Source: RefSeq, a predicted model, not a curated record
AUGCGUUCCCAACUUUUAAGUGUUGGCGUUGCAGUCCUUGGGGCUUUGCUACCUCGAGCCGCCGCUGAAUAUGAGUGCAACAGGACAUAUAUUCAGUCCUUCGCAGAUAGCUACGUAGAAGCGCACGAGAAUGGGCAGCUUAACCGCCUAGAAAACAUUGCCGACAAUUUCACGUACGUGGAGAACAAUAAGACCAGGGAGAUCACGAGCGGUAUCUUCAACAACGCGCUCAAGAUCGCGCACCGCCACACUAUCGUCGAUACCAUCGCGUGCGCCUCCUUCACCGAGCUCAUCAUCACGCACAACGUCUCUGGCGAGCCAGCACCCUACGUCAUCGGCGCCCAGAUCCGCCACAGCCCGGGCGAUCUGAGCUGCUACCUCAUGGACCUGAUCGUGUCCACGACCGGGUCGUGGCUCUUCAACUCGACAAAGACGCUCGAGUACGCGUCCAAGGAGAACUGGACGCUCAUCGAAGAAGGCAAACGCCCCUCGCGCGAAACCCUCAAGAACGCCGCCGACGCCUACUUGGACAUGUGGAGCAACAGCACCGCGGAGGCCGCUGUGCCUUGGGGCCAGCCGUGCGACCGUCUCGAAGGCAGCGUGUACACGGGCAGGGGGCUUCCUACGGAUUCGUGCAAAGUGGGGAUCCCUACGAACCAUAACCAGGCGCCUAAUUCGCACCGCCGCUACGUUAUCGAUCCAACCUACGGCUCCAUCAGUGUCUUCUGCAUCUUCGAACAUCUGAGCAACGCGCCUGACAGCCACGAAUUCCGUCUCGAGAACGGUAAACUUCGGUUUAUCCACACCAUCACGCUGGCUAACAGUGGUGGCUUUGGGUUCAGGGAGUCUAAGCCAAACCCGAUCGUACGUCACAGGAAACGGGGAGGGACACGUCGAGCGACAGCGUUAGGCUCUCCGAAACGUACCUAGGGUUAACAGACAGAUAUUACCUUGGGAAUGGGG